Molecule: messenger RNA, 3742 nt
Organism: Cimex lectularius (bed bug)
Lineage: Eukaryota; Metazoa; Arthropoda; Insecta; Hemiptera; Cimicidae
Exons: 18
Coding region: 214-3666 (1150 amino acids)
Molecular function (GO): sequence-specific DNA binding
Source: RefSeq, a predicted model, not a curated record
CGGGGGAAAGCCCGUUGAAGUGGGGGGGCCUCGACAGUAUUCUGAUUCUCUCUUCGUUUAUCACUCCUUGUCCGUGCUCAUCGUUCUCUUUUUACCUUCGCCUUAGCUUUGAUAUCGUUUUGCAGGCACGAGUAAACUGGAAAGCGGAGUAAAACGCGUGGUCGGAAACCCACGGCGGUCGGCUUCCACCUCUACCCGUUUAUCGGGCGACAAAUGUCUCUUGGGAAAAAAUGUGCGUAUGCCACUUGUGGUAAAUACAGUGUUCUUAAUCCAAAAAAGAGUUUUUUUGAAUUGCCUAAUGAUGAAAACCUGAAGGAAGGCUGGAUUAAAAAUGCAGGUCUAAAUCAUAUUGGAGAGAGUGAAAGUAUAUUUCUCUGUCAAGAUCAUUUUCGUAAUAUUUCUUUUGAAGACAGGAACAAAACAAAACUUGUGAAAAGCGCUGUACCAAUCAAAGUGCAUGAAAAUAAGAAAACAUGUAUACAACAGCUUUGUACAUGCAAAUAUUGUGGUGUUUUGUUUUCUUCAAUGGCAAAUGUUAAAAGACACGAAAAAGAAUGUGGCAUCACAUGUGUCAAUUGCGGUUUAAGGUUUAAGGAUAGCAAUAACUACUCUAAACAUAAAGAACAGUGCUUGAAAUAUGAACGAAAGAGGUGUAUCGUCUCAAGAUGUCUAAGCAAUAAUACAGGUUCAAACAAUGAGGUCGUACCGACAUUUCCACUGCCUGAUGAUUUAUUCAUGAGAAAUACUUGGUUAGACGAGAUACCCAUUUGUACAAAAAUGGUACCUCAAAAACGAACUUCUUUUGUAUGUAUAAAGCAUUUUUCCAAAGAUGAUAUAAUCAAAGAUGAAAAAGGUAUUCAUUUAAAACCAACAGCUAUCCCAGGAGGUUUCAAAUUAUCAUUGGGACAAGAUAAAGAAAUUGUGAAAUGUUGUAUACCAGGUUGUACUAGUAAUCAUGAUAGUUAUUUAAUUAGCCCGCCAAACAAACCAGUCAGAACAUUUCCAUUUCCAAGGGAUAUUCAAGCACAAAAAAACAAAUGGUUCAUUGCUAUAUACAGUAAAUUUCUCACCAAGAUCUCAACAGGCUCUGUCUGUGUCCUGCACUUUAAGGAUGAUGAUAUUAUACAAUCUGGUGAACAUUGGUUUCUUAAACAUGCUGCAGUACCUUCUAUUUUUGAUAUUAAGAGUCCCAAAUCGGAUAAGGGUUUACAGUGCUGUGUACCCAAUUGUUCAACAGUUGCAAAACCCGGUAUUGGAUUUCAUACAUUCCCUACCCCUAAUAGAUCGACUGUGGAAGUACUUUAUCAACAGUCACAAUCCCGUGGAAACAGUGGUGUUAUUUCAGACUUACGUCAAAUUUGGUUAGACCGAGUUGGGCUAAAGGAUGCUUCGCCUUUGACUGUAAUUUGUACCAAACAUUUUACAAAGAAUGACUACAUAAAAGGGCGAGACGGAUCAUUGAAAUUGGUCAAGUUGGCAGUUCCGACACAGGGGUUGCCAAAACCUUUUAAGCCAUGUUUCUUAUUUUCUGUUGGAAAGGAAAAGUUUCAUAACAAAGGAAAAAGUAUAAUGCAGUCUCAUUCUGUAAUACAACAGACAAAUCAGGAUCUCCCAUGUUCUAUUACAUACUGCAAUUCCCAUUUGCUAAAUUUACCGAGACGAAUGGUUUACAAACUUCCAAAGGACAUUACAAAAGCACAAAAAUGGGUUGACAUUUGUGGAUAUCCACAGUGGAUGUAUCAGGGGUUCAAAGCUGCGAGGGAAACUGUUCGUAUUUGUUCAUUACAUUUCAGUGAAAGUAUGAUAACACCGGAAGGAAGGUUGAAGUUCAAUGCAGUGCCAUCUAUUUUUGAUCCACUCGCCAUUCCGGAUCCUUUAGAAAAAGAUGUAGUUGUCGCUUUUGGUGAUAACCAAACAUGUACAAAAAUAGUUGAAGAGAUACCUACAACCGAUCCAAAUAUAAAUACCAGACUGAUACUCCCGAAAAGUAGUUCAAGUAGUUCUUCUACAUUCCCAGGCAAAUAUGUGAAAUGUGCAGUCGAAAGUUGUGAUAACUAUUUUGACGAGUCCAGAGCAGAAUAUUUAGGACAAAGCUAUUUUACUUUUCCCGAAGAUCCGGAACAGAGGUUAGCUUGGAUCAAUGCCAUAAAUAAACCAGUUGAUUGGGACCCUUCUCAUUCUCGAAUAUGUUUUCGUCAUUUCCAUGGGAUUUAUGUGAAAGAUGGAAAAAUAUUGAAAAAUGCCGUACCAUCAGUGUAUUUGCAUUCAAAAACUGAACCCUAUCCAAUUAAUAAAGAUGUAAAGGACAAACCAAACAAAGCACCGAAUGGAUCAUCGAAACGAAAAUCAUCGAACGUGACUAAAUCGUGUGUAAUGGUAACAUUACCAUUUAAAAAAACAGUUACUAAAGUGACGGAUGAUAAGACGAUUGAAAUUAUUGAAAUCGCUGAUGAGGUUAAAGAACCACAAAGACAACCUCGUGGGAGAAAAAGAUUAAAAAAACCAAGGGGAAGGCCAAGAGUCAACGCUGUAUUGCCAACCAAACCUAAACGCAAGGUUGGAAGACCUAGAAUACAUCCGAUAUCGCCUAGCAGCAAUUCCAACAAACUUAAAGUUGGGCGGCCAAGAAAAAAAUUACUGUUAGAUGAUGAUAUCAACAUUGACACUUGUGCUGAGGAAAAUGAGAUUUCUGAUUUUGCUUGGAAAGUAGAAACACAGAUUGAAGAAUAUGAAAGUGACUUUAGUCUAAAUAAUCAAGCAGAAGAAGAAGAAGAUCAUGAAGAAGAAAAAGAAGAAGAGUGUAGGACAGAAGUACCUUGUGAUAUUAGAGACCAGCCACAGGUGGUGAUAAUAAAAGAAGAGCCUCAAGGCCCAUCAGAAUUUGAAGCAUCUGAAAGUGCACUUUAUGAAGAAUCUCUCGUGCCGCCUUUAAAAAAAAUAAAACUCGAACCUCAAUCUAAUGUUUAUAAUGCCCAAAGUGAUGAAAAUUUUGAUAAAACGACAGGAAACAAGGACAUUUUAACAGAGCAAACGUUAAGUAGUCAAAUUAACGAGGAGAGAGCAUAUGACCUUUUUGAAAAGAUCAAUUCCAGCCAGCGAGACGAUGCUCAAACCAACACAGCAAGUGAAACAAAAAUGUUGGACGAUGAAGAAAUUUAUAUUACUGGAAGAUUCAAUGAGGACACAAGUGCAGUAAGAACGGAUUCAAAGACUACAAAUUCAUCUAAUGUUUUAACAUAUGAUUCUUUAAGUACUGAUAUUACGUUAUAUGAAACAAAAUCAGAAAAAAAAUUAUUUACACAACUAUUAGACAAUGGAGAAAUUAUUGAGGAAGUUGUUAAUCAAUAUAUGGGACAAGAUCCAAUUACUAUUAAAGAUUCAUUAAAUACAAAAAAGCUUGAAUUAAACAGAACUUUGAAUUUAACUGGCCCAGGCCAUGUUAUUGGUGACAAUUCAGAAAUCUUCUUUUCAGAGACAAAUUUAAGUGCUACAGAUGGUUCAGUAAAUUAUGGUCAAAAGGUUACUGAUUCAAGUGAUGAAGAAUUUGAUAGUUUUCUCGACACCGUUAAGACUGAAUUUAAUAAAUUAGAUAGCUUUCAAAAACGCCAAUUUAUGCAUGAAAUGAGAAGUAAAUUUGAAGAAUUGCUGAAAGGAAACAAAUUAUAAAAUAAAGACAGACCGUUAAGUUUUUUCAAAUGCAGUUUUCAAAUAUUCUUUGGUUGAUGCUAGUGUAAUUAUAAAA